GCAGGUAACUUUCUUCUAAGCGCACUCAGGUAUUGCUAACAUUGGUGCCCCACCAUUAUCCCUCAACUCAAAAGUGUAGUCUUCAUGUGAACUUUAGGCUAGCAGCAUAAACAUCCACGACUGUAGCGCUAAAAACUGCAACAGUUUUCACUUUACUGACCUUAUUCCAUGUUAACCACCAGAAUAGCUGACAUUUUACCUAUAGUGUACAUCAUUUCUACUCCUAUUUUUUUCAAUUAUUGCUUUUUUUUUUUUUUCUUUUUUGUUGUUGUUGUUACAAAAGAUUCAGUGUCAGUGAGGGUCAAAGAAAAUCUCCAAAUGAUAUGUCAGAAAACCAUGUAGGUGGUGUAAAUUUCUACUCUCAGUCUGGCCAGGACUGAGUUGCCCAGCAAAACCAAAAAGUAGAGCGUUUGAUUUAAAAAUAAACCUUAUCACAGAAUCUCCAAGUAACUCUACAGGUUCUGAGUUUCCAUAAAACCAAGAAAAAUAUUCAUCCAUUUUCUGUGUGGCAGACUUGCUGUAACUGUGUGGCUUUGUUCGGUGAUAAACAGUUCUCGUGUACAGUAAUACAUGCAUAUGAUUUCCUGAAAAUUGAGAUGGCAGGAAGUGGUUUUCUGCUCAAUAGCGAAAGUAUUUAGAGUUCAAACUUCAUUUUACAGAAAUGGAGCUCAAGGAGGGAAAGAAGGUAAUUGUUAUUGUGUAUUUAUAUGAUGUAAGAAUAACCAUAAACAAUUGUUUUUGACCGAAAAGAUGUGCCUCAAUUCUGAACAUCUUUGUACUUGUAGCACAUUUUGGUACAUGCGCUUGUGACAUAACAUACACAGGAGCAUGGUGGAGGAAAAUAAACAUGGGGUCUGCUGUCUCGUGGACUGCAAGAGAAAAUAAGGAUCUGCUCAUUUAUGAGAAUUGUCAGCUUGCUUUAUUACACACUAGACUCCUGUCUGCAGUGUGUUUGUGUUUUACUUCCUGUUCCAGGUGUGAAGUUUUUGUCUUUCAGUGUUGCCGGUUUCUCUCAGAUGCACUGAAAAUGAGGGAUCUGCAUCAAGAGGAUUACAGAGCAGAGUCUCCAGGAUCCAGCUGUCUAUCUAUGAAGAGUGACUGGUCCAAAGCUCAGCCUCCAGUGUUCAACACUGAACCUGGACCCUCAGACACUAAAGGUCAACACCACAUACACAUCACAUCAUCUGCAGAAUCUAGCUGUGUGUCUGCGAAGAGUGACUGGUCCAAAGAGCAUAAUCCAAACUUCAGUGAUGAACCCGCCACCUUAGACAAACAAGAGAAGAGUUAUGUUAGUGUGGAGGAGCAGCUAUCCUACUGUGCUUUGUGUCAGGACAUCCUGAAGCAUCCAGUCUCUACCAAUUGUAGACACUGGUUUUGCAGACAAGGGAGAGACUCCUUGUGUCCACAGUGUGGAUGCAAGUCCAAAGUGCAGACCGCCAGUCAGAGAGGUUGUGCUCAAAAUGUUGGCCUGCAAGAGGUUUUAGAUGAACAUAAGAUCAGUCUAAGGAGGAGAUGUGAACAUGUGACUGAAGGAAGUGAUGAAACAGGAAGUGGGACUCUGCUCAACAGGAUCUACACUGAGCUUUACAUCACAGAGGAACAGAGUGAAGAGGUUCAUACCCAACAUGAGGUGAGGCAGCUGGAGACAGCUUCCAAGACCAUCCAUGACACUCCAAUCAGGUGCCAGGACAUCUUUAAAGCUUUAGCUGACCAACAGAGACCCAUUAGAGUUGUUCUAACAAAUGGCAUUGCCGGCAUUGGAAAAACAUUCUCAGUGCAGAAGUUCACUCUGGACUGGGCAGAAGGUUUGGAGAACCAACAUGUCAGUGUAGUGAUUCUGCUUUCAUUCAGGGAGCUGAACCUGAUCAGAGAUGAGCAGUACAGUCUUCUGGAGCUGCUCCAUGUUUUCCAUCCAACAUUACAGAAGGUCACAGCAGAGCAGCUCGCUGUCUGUAAACUUUUGUUCAUCUUUGAUGGCCUGGAUGAAAGCAGACUUUCAUUGGAUUUCACCAACAGGAAGCUCGUGUCUGAUGUCACACAGAAGUCAUCAGUCAGCGAGCUGCUGACAAACCUCAUCGAGGGGAAUCUGCUUUCUUCUGCUUUCAUCUGGAUAACUUCCCGACCUGCAGCAGCCAAUCAGAUCCCUCCGAUAUGUGUGGACAGGGUGACAGAAGUACGAGGCUUCACUGAUGCCCAGAAGGAGGAGUACUUCAUGAGCAGAUUCAGUGAUGAAGAGCUGUCCAGCAGAAUCAUCUCACACAUGAAGACAUCCAGGAGCCUCCACAUCAUGUGUAGAAUCCCAGUCUUCUGCUGGAUCACUGCUACAGUUCUGGAGCACAUGUUGACUACAGAGCAGAAAGGAGAGCUGCCCAAGACCCUGACUGACAUGUACUCACACUUCCUGCUGGUCCAGACAAAGAGAAAGAAGCACAAAUACCAUGAGGGACAUGAGACAAGUCCACAGGAGCUGAUGGAGGCUGACAGGGAAGUUCUCCUGAAGCUGGGGAGGCUGGCCUUUGAACAUCUGGAGAAAGGAAACAUCUUAUUUUACCAAGAAGACCUGGAGCAGUGUGGUCUGGAUGUCACAGAGGCCUCAGUGUACUCAGGAGUUUGUACAGAGAUCUUCAAAAGAGAGUGUGGUAUCUUCCAGAAACCAGUCUACUGCUUUGUUCAUCUGAGCAUCCAGGAGUUUCUGGCUGCUGUCUACAUGUUCCACUGUUACAGCAACAGGAAGGAAGAGGAGCUGGAGAAGUUUCUGAGAAAUGAUUUUCCUGAUUUAUUUACCGAUGAUUUUGAUGAUGGCAUGGCCAUCUAUUUUCAAGAGGACUUUCUGUCCACUGUCAUGCAGAAAUCUCUCCAAAGUAAGAAUGGCCACCUGGACCUAUUUGUCCGCUUUGUUCAUGGCCUGUCACUAGACUACAACCAGAGACUCUUAGGAGGUCUGCUCAAUAAGACAGAGUACAGUCCAGAAAUCAUCCAGAGAGUCAUCAAUAAUCUGAAAAAGAUGAAGAGUGGUAAAAUCUCUCCUGAUAGAAGUAUCAACAUCUUUCAUUGUUUGAUGGAGAUGAAUGACCUCUCAGUACAUCAGGAGAUCCAAGAGUUCCUGAAGUCAGAAAACAGAUCAGAGAAGGAACUCUCUGACAUCCAUUGCUCAGCUCUGGCCUACAUGCUGCAGAUGUCAGAGGAGGUUCUGGAUGACCUAGACCUGAAUAAGUAUAACACAUCAGAGGAGGGACGGCGAAGACUUAUUCCAGCUGUAAGGAACUGCAGAAAGGCACGGCUUUCUAGCUGUGAACUCUCAGAAAGUCACUGUGAAAUUGUCGCAUCAGCUCUGAAGUCCAGUCCCUCCCAUCUGACAGAACUGGACCUGAGUGGAGCCAAACUCCCUGAUUCAGCUUUGAAGCAGCUGUUUACUGGUCUAGAGAGUGCAAACUGUAGGCUGGAGACUCUAAGUUUAUGGGAUUGCAGUUUGUCAGACAUCAGCUGUGCUGCUCUGGUGUCUGCUCUCAAGUCCAACCCCUCCCAUCUGAAAUAUUUGGACUUGAGUCUCAACAAACUGCAAGAUUCAGGAGUGAAACACCUAUGUGAUUUUCUUCAGAGUCCACACUGCAGAUUGGAGACUCUGAGAUUGUAUCGUUGCGGUUUGUCAGUGAUCAGCUGUGCUGCUCUGGUGUCUGCUCUCACGUCCAACCCCUUUCAUAUGAAACAUCUUGACCUGAGCUACAACAAGUUGCAGAAUUCAGAUGUGCAGCACCUGCUUGAGCUUCUGAAGAGUCCACAAUGUAGACUGGAUCUUAGGAUCUGAGAGUGAUGUCAUUUUGGUAAACAAGACAGCGUGUGUGCCAAGAGAGGAUAAGCUGUGUCUUGAUGAUGUUGAAGUAGCAAUGUUCUGACUGGGCCAUGUUACUGGGAGGUUGAGUGGAGAGCAGAGCUUCAUCCAGCAGUGACUGACAGAGGAGUCAUCACCUCACAGAAGCUGUUUCUUUCAGGUGAAGAUAGAUAAUCCAUCACUAAAGUGUUUCAGGAGUCUCAGAGGUUUAUUUCCACUGUGGACUUGAAUGACAUCUGCAGGUUUGAGACUAAAAAUCUCUGCAAGUGUGAGCUUCUAGCUCAGCAAGUUCAGUCCAACAUGUUGAUAUGAGACCUGAAAGGAAGCUGGCUACACUACACAGCUCCUCCCCGACUAGGGAUGGGUACCGGUUCUGACAUAAACGGUAGUAACCAGACCGAAAAGCAGCGCACAUUUCGGUGCUUUAUUUCGGUGCUUUAUUUCGGUGCUUUUUUUUUCCUGAGCCA
Oreochromis aureus is the source of this 4296-nucleotide messenger RNA. RefSeq names its product protein NLRC3-like. Gene Ontology annotation, molecular function: protein binding. Lineage: Eukaryota; Metazoa; Chordata; Actinopteri; Cichliformes; Cichlidae. The transcript has 8 exons. The record is from RefSeq and is a predicted model, not a curated record. Bases 848 to 3805 code for a protein of 985 amino acids.